Molecule: messenger RNA, 1128 nt
Organism: Spinacia oleracea (spinach)
Lineage: Eukaryota; Viridiplantae; Streptophyta; Magnoliopsida; Caryophyllales; Amaranthaceae
Exons: 2
Coding region: 327-899 (190 amino acids)
Source: RefSeq, a predicted model, not a curated record
UUUUUAGCUGUCUUGAACCUUCCAUCUCUCGUGUUUCCUCAUAUUUUUCUCUCCGUGCAUUCACAAUCGUUGAUUUAAGAAAUAGACCAUCUUUCCAUUUCUAAAGGAAAUGGAGAGGAUCCUUACUCUUUUGACGACCUUUUUAACUGAUGAAAAGGCUAUCCAAAUUCUGUGAAUCAUUAUUCUGCAGAAAAAGGAAGAAGAAACAAUAUCUAUUCUAUCCAAAAGAGAAAGAAAAAGAAAAAGAAAAAGAAAAAAGUAGAAAGGCAAGUUUUGGUUCAAUAAGAACACAUCCUGUUAUAUUGGUACAUGAAGAAAUCUGAAAAAUGGUUGGGAGUUCAGAGAUUUCAGAAGAAUCAAGUGAUUGGGAAGUAAUUCAACAUCCAUUUGAUCAUCGGGCGUCUUCGCCUCCACCACAAGGGCAGCUACUGGGAUACGAAAUAGUAAUAAGAGAUAACUAUUACGAUGAUAAUUCUUCUAUCUUCCCACCAAGUGAGCAUGAGGACUUGCCCCUUGUAGGAGAACAAGACUCUGAUUCGCUGCAGUCACCGUUGCCAUCUGCAGGCUCUAACACAGGUGCACUGGAGGAGGAGAAGAUGAAACCUGAUUCGAGACUUUCUAUCAUGAUGAAUGAGAUUGGAACCAGAAUGUUCACAUUUGGAACAAGGCUGUUUCAGGUUUUUCUUUGCAGUAAUAGCACUAGGUGUUUCUCCAUAUUCCCUGCUGCAGCGUUAAUGGUGGCAUUAUUUGCUAUUGUAAAGAUUCUGCAGUGGCGGAACCGCUUUUUGCUUCUCGUAAGAGAGAAAGAUCAGAGAAUCAGCCAGCUCUUGCAUCAGAUAGCUCACAUGAACGAGAUCUUGUCAGCACGACGCAAGGUUCCAGUCUUGCGAAUAAAUUAGAACAAUGUCAGCAUUCAAACAUACUAGAUCAGCUACUAUUUGUUUAAGAGGCAUUUGUUAUCUGUCUGUACAAUGUACAAUGCUGCAGAAUGCAAGCGAAACCUCUCUGGAUUUGAGCCUUCUAUUGUCCAGAAUUCAGGGAAAUACAUAAGUAGAAUAUUGUAGAAUACUUCUCCACAUCCAGCUUCAGUAUAUACAUUAAUACAUAUAUAUACACAUUUGUAUGAAA